Molecule: messenger RNA, 525 nt
Organism: Botrytis byssoidea
Lineage: Eukaryota; Fungi; Ascomycota; Leotiomycetes; Helotiales; Sclerotiniaceae
Exons: 1
Coding region: 1-525 (174 amino acids)
Source: RefSeq, a predicted model, not a curated record
AUGGUUUCACUUAAGAAAAUUAUUGCCGCUGUCUUAAGCGUCUGUGUAUCAGCCGCUAUCGCCGGCAGCACAAUCCCCCGCAACACAGUUCGCAACACCAUCGAAUUCGUAGCCUGCGACAAUGAAGACAGAAUCAUCUCCUUUACAUCCCACGUCCAAUGCGAGGAUAUUGAGGACAUUCAACACAAGGGUGGAGAGAACUUCACUAUUGAAAUCCCUUUGAACUGGGGAGGUACCGUCAUGGCUAAGAUGCAUGGUGCUGUGCACCCUAUCCACCGUAUCCAAGCCGAGUUUCAAUGGCAAGGAUUCGAAGGCAAGACCCACUACGAUGCCAGCGCAAUCACCAACCAGACCGAUAACUCUGGUAUCCGUUUCGUUUACCCAGCUGGUCAAGGCGAUGUCUACGAAGCACGAAGUGGAUGCACCGUUUACCCUUGCGACAAUGCCUAUCUUCAGCCUGACGACGUGCAAACCAAGGUCACCCGCCAAACCGAUAUGCUUAUCGAGAUUGGUACCUGUAACUAA